UCUAUUUGCUAAACUGCCCACCUAUAUCAAAAUACUGUUUUUAUCAAGUGCUCUAUCAUUCAAAGGUUAGUUAACUCUUGUAUUCUUGUAGCACUUAAUAAAGUGAUAUGGCUUACUUUAGAAAAUUUAGGGUAGAAGUUGAUAUUUUCCUAAAAGCUAGCUAAGCGAUGUGUUUUUCCCCAUGCAGCUAAUGCUUUUGAAUAUUAAAUAGGUAAUAAAUAAUUAUAAAUAGUACACUCCGAAUCAGUACCUAUCCGCCUCGUUAGCCAGACGAUUUUUGUGAAACGUUUCAGGUUUGUGAAAAGUGCCAGGUAAGUUCGAGAGAGUAUUUGUAUUUGUCAAUUAUCCAAAAAUACUUAUAGUUUACGCAUAUAAAAUGCACUACCGGGAUAGAUGGUCUUUUUAGAACCAAAGAGGGAUUUGGAUAAUUUCAUGAAUCGCAUUUAUGUUCCAGUGACCUCCUACCCUGUGUUCAACUGCAUGACAUCUCGUUCAUCUUUCUUCCUGUGAACUACCUGUCGAUUAGUUUGGAGAACGCAUGCAGAAUGUUUAUGUUGCGCGGGAAAAUCGAUUUCAUUUAGUAGAAAAAUCGAAUAUCGAUUUAUUUUAUCUUAAUGUUAGCACAUCAUUCGAACACUGCAUGAGUUUACUUAGAGGGAGCCUAAGACGGGAACAUAGCGAGGUUGAAACAGCGGUCGGAUUCAUAGCCGCAGAGAGCAUGUUCUUUUGAAGGACACACUGGGCUUUUUGGCUGUCAUUUGUUUUGGUGUAAGUUUAAUUUUGUAUGGGAAAAGCAGAUUAUUAUUAAUGGCCAUGCAACAAGCAAUGGACUCUGAGAAAAGCUUGGAGUUGAAAUUGCAGGAAGAGAUCGCCAUAAUACGAAAAAAGCUUGUUAAUGGAAGGAAGCAAAAAGAUAUUUUGAAGAGGUAAGUUGUUUUAGGAGAUUUAUUGGCUCGAUUUGCUUUCUUUAACUUAUAGUUCUUGACUUCUAGGCUCUUGAUCUAAAAUCAGAUGUGAAUUAUCCUUAUAUAUAGAAAGAUCUCUCAGUACAAAAAAUAUGAAAUUUAAGAAACAUCGUCAUGCCUUCUUGAAUAUUGUUAUAAAUCCUUUUUUAGGCAAAUCUAGUGAAAUGUAUUUAUAAGGCAGCUGAAGUUGGUUUUUCUUUCUUGAUUAGCAUAUUAGUAAAUUGACGACGUCAGGAGUCACCAAAUAGCUAAUCCAGAAGAAAAAGUAUUUCCAUUAAGAAUUUUGAGUUUGUUUCAGGAGGCUAGAAGAUGCAAAAACAGAAGGACCAAACUACGCAAUCCAAAUGCAGGGUUUUCGGAAUGAAAAAGAGCGAAUGGAAAAAAGGUUGUUGUUUGAACGAGAAGUGAAUAUAGAUUUACUGAAGCAAGAGCCAGAGAAGAUACAAAUAUUGAAGCAGCAGAAAAAGGAAAUGGUCACUACUUUGAGGAUAAUGGAAGACAAACUUAUUGAAGUAAAUAAAAGUUGCGCUGAAUUAACACCAAAGCUAGCGAACAGUUCAACAAAUUUCGAGAAAAUGAGCAAGGAAAUCAAAGAGAUAGAAGAGAGGCUUGAAGUGCAGCAUGCCGAGAACGAGGCUUUAGAAGCUGUGUUGGCUAAGCUUAAUGUGAUUCUUGAAGAGAAGACAAAUGCAAUAAUGCUUAAAGAAGAUCAACUUCGGAAGAUCCAUCAAAAACUGGAUAAGCUCAUUAUGGAAAAGAAGAUUAAUGGAAACAUUGUUGAACAGCGAUCAGCCAUUUUUGAUUGCACUGUACGGCCGUUGAAGCGAGAAAAGAAAGGUUUCGAAAGCAUCAAAGAAAAGUUAAUCAUUUGGAAGAAGGAAACGAAGAAAGAGGAAAAAGGACUUGAAAGAUCGCGUUUAAGGCUAGAAAAAGUCGGAGAGUUAGGGCAGCAUGACACUGAGAUUAAUAAUCUCGUUGAACAGAUUUUACCUCUGAAAGGUGGUGAAAGGAUGUUUAAGAAAGAGGUUGAAAGGAAGGGUGAGAGAAAUUUGAAUGUUCCAGGUUUUUUUCAAUCUGCAGUCGCAGAUUGUGUAAGAAAUACUAUAAUUUUGAUGGAAAUAGAAACUAAAAAAUUGUCUUUGGUUGAAGCAGAAAUUAAAAAGGUUGUGGCAAUGGCAGAGGCGGCAAAAGCUAAAAGCGAAAGUAAGAGCAAAGGUGUUUUGAUUAAUGUCGAUGAAAUUUUACAAGAAAUGGAGUAUAUGACAAAGAUUCACGAAGAACUUUUGUGCAAAAAUCGUAAUCUGAAGGAAGACAACACAGCGCGGUGUCAAAAUCUCGUGAAUAUUAGCCAUAGGAUAAUUGAUGUGAUUGACUCAGUUGAUGAAUUUGGUGAAGUGGAGAAGAAGAUGAAGAAGAUUGAGAAAAAGCUUGGUAUGAAAAAGAAGAAUGGCUUUUCAGCAAAGGUGCUCGCUUGGUUUCGGGGAUGAAGCAAGAUUAUUGAAGCGAACAUUGCCAUUUGUUUGAUUUGUAUUUCAAAUCAUUUAACUAAUUCAACAAAAGCAACUAUUAUUUAAGAAUAAUAUUAUUUUUUUAAAUUCUCAAUAAAUUAUAUUUUUUCUUGUUCAAUCUGUGGAAUUUUCUCGUAUUUUGUGAAUUUUUUUGUUAUCUGCUCUUCAGGAUGAAUAACUCCCUCACAUUUGAAUCCAGUCCCUACCAAAGAAGCGCCAUGGAUAUAUGCCACUGCAAAAAUCUGUGAACACAAAUGAAUCAAACUUUGUGCAUCCUUGACCACUGAACAUGACCAGAGUCUAAAAUUGUUUUCACCUUUCUUUCGGCUAUUUAGCCGAAACUUGUAGAUCUUCCAAGAAAGAUGACGAAAAUAGUUUGAGUGUGUUACAGGGAAUCAUUGUGUACCCGUUAAGCUCCAGUGCCGCUCCUGUGGCGCACUUUUGCCGCUCACCACAGCGGCAAAUAUGUCUGAAAUUGUUCGGAUGAAAUAUGAUCGAAAUAUGACGGAUGCGCUUUGUCUGAAAUUGUUCCAUCUACCCAUUUUUAUCAUCCAUUUGAUAACUGAUCAAGUAUUUAUCU
Molecule: messenger RNA, 3053 nt
Organism: Rhopilema esculentum
Lineage: Eukaryota; Metazoa; Cnidaria; Scyphozoa; Rhizostomeae; Rhizostomatidae
Source: RefSeq, a predicted model, not a curated record